GUGGCGGCAUCGACCGUCUUCCUCAAUGGACGCUCGAAGCUGCGCUUGCUGGCAGACCGUUGCCACGAGGUCUGGCGACCUUGUGCCUGCUGGAGGUCGUGCUCGAGUUUCGAAUUCCUCGUCGAAAGGAAUGUCGACGAAGAGUUUCUGGACGACGUGAUGUGGGUCGAUCGUGUUUCGAGGUGCGCAGCACCAUGAACCGACGGACGAGAAUGUGUUCUCGGUCGCAACCGAGUGUCGCGGAGAAGAACGUGGGGUUCGACGCUUCGUGUUAUUCGAGAUCGGUCUGUUGACAGCUGAAGAGGCUUGGCUGUAUCAAAGAAGAGGGAAUUAAGAUUGGCGUUCAUGUCCUCUCCAACCAAGAAACGGAGGCUGCCUCUCUGGGCCACGUCUGGUAACAGUCCAGACUCAAAAGACGAGACCAAAUCUUCUACUUCCAGUACAAAAGUCAAGGAGGUGAAGGCCCCAAGUGGUGGUGAGCGUUCUGAUGUCAGGCCUAGUCCAGCUCCGAACAAUGAGACCAAAAGUUCUGCUAAAACUUAUGUUUCCAAAGUGGAGUUAAAUGAAGCUAGCACCAAUUCUGAUUAUGGAGACAAGUACUGUAAGGUGAAACCUUGUAUCAAAGAAGAAUUGAAUCCUAUCACUGACGCCACUCCAGUCAUCGGAAAAAUUGCGAAGGCUUCAACCACUAAAGGUGGUCAUAAGGAGAAUGAAAUUCCUGAUGGGAAACCUGAACGACUGUCUUUUCGUCAAGCGAAGGUCAAAGAGGAACCUGAAGACAGGGUGGAAGAUGUGUUUGUGUGUGGAGAUGAACCAGAUCGGAGAAAACUGUUUCCGAUUAAUGAGUCAGAGGACAUUGAAGAAACGAGGAGAGGAAUUUCAAGCGAAAGCUCUCGAGGUGAGUUCCAAGAUGCGUUGGAGAAGCAGAAAACAGACAGGGGGAAAUACAAUGACACCGCACAUGUGGAUGCUGACAAUAGUAGAUCGCAGCAACACCAAAAUACUAGCGUGCAGUCGAAGUUCCAAGACGAAUCGCGAACUCACGGCGGCCAAGAUGGUGAAGAGAAGGAUGUCUUUGCAUCCGCCUACAACGGGGAGAACAAAAGCUUAAAGCCUUCAGUUCGGAAAUUUUCUCAACUUCUGGACGGAGUGGUAUUUUCAAUUUCUGGACUCGUAAAUCCAGAAAGAGGUGAGUUACGACAAAUGGCGUUAGAUAUGGGUGCUCAGUACAAGCCAUCCUGGAGUAGUGACUCUACUCUCCUGAUUGCCGCUUUCGCCAACACGCCAUCCUUCAAUCAAGUCAAAGCUGUAGGCGGUACCAUAGUUCAUAAGGAUUGGAUAGUGGACUGCCACAAGCGUAAGGAGCUGGUAGCAAUCGAGGAAUAUAUGUUGCACGCGGGCAACCCUUGGAGAGCAGGUUAUGAUGUGGACGAGUCACCUGAAAAUGGUGUAGAACAAGUAUCUCCAAAUCAGAUUGCACAAGUGGAAGCCCAUAAUACAGGAAAUGCUUCUGACGACCACAAAACGAUGCCGUCAACUCCUGUAGUGAAAGACACCGCUGAGAUACCCAAAGUUCCUCGUUUUUGGGGAUUAAAAGCGACUGUAGAUGAGGUUCAGCACUGGUUGUUUGAGGAUCUGGCAACCCUGCGGACAUGGUUGGCAGAGCAAGAUGAAAAGCCAGAGGAAGAUCAGAUGGAGUACGUUGCUGCACAAGGUUUGGUGGCUUGUCUGGAAGAUGCAGUCAAGAGUCUACAAGAAAACACGGGAUUGAAAUUGGUUAUGGACAAUUGGGGUUUCAUCCCUAGAGCUGUGAAAGAGCUCGAGAAGGAGUUGAGCCACAUUAAUCAGUCGGAGAGGCUGGUCAGAGAAGCAGAGAGGAUCAAACUUAUAUACACCACCGAAAUUCAGAAGAUUGGAUUGGGUGCUCCCACCGAAGAGGAUAGUCUAAGUACUGAUGACGAUGCAACAGAGGUCAUCUCAGAUACGGACUCACGGGAUCUAGCAGAUUUUGACAGUGAUCAUACCGAGGACCUAGAGGAAGAUGAAAUUGCUCAAUGCCAGUUGAAGAUCAUGAGCAGAUUUGGAUUGGUGUAAACUUGUUCAGUUCAGGUUCUUGGUGAAAAUUGCUUAAGGUCCAUCUCAUCUCGAAGUGAUGGAAGUCGGUUGCCAUUCGGAACGAGUGUUGACGCCUUGAUAACCCGAAUUGAACAUACGGCGAUUGGCAUGGCCGUGCAUAUAUCAACAAUUCGUUGAUCAGAGUCGUACUUUUACCAGAUAUUCCAAGGAGUCUUUUCAGUACUCGAGCUGGACCCAACCUAACAUAUACCGGCAAGCUGGGUCAUCAGGAAGCUGUGAGGAUCAAGUAUGCAUCAAACAGAGUGUAGAUAAAAAAUAUGUGCUCGUCAAUUUCUCCUCAAUCAGCAAAUUCGUUAAUUGAGUAUAGGGCAGCUUACGUAUAUGAUGUUUGAAACUGUCAACACGUCCCCCAACCUGCCUCACAAAGAAGUGUACACUGUAAAUGUUUUAAAAUGGUGAGAUCGUAAUAUUAUCGGGGAUCUUUUAUCUAGACUGGCAAGUCGAACUCAGGUUAUAGGUCCCAAACUGCCUGUAGAUCGAAUGUUAUGCUGAGAGCAGUUCAUCUCUUAAUUCUUACUGUCUCACCUAUUGCUAGUUUGACAGAUCGAUCUACUUUCAGAAACGGUCACUUUCUACGUCAGAAAUUUUGGAUACCGAGGACCUCUUUGGGAAUGCAAGGUAUUUGGAGAGGAAGAUUUCGGAAAAGGCCUGGAUUUUUU
Messenger RNA from Marchantia polymorpha subsp. ruderalis, 2795 nucleotides. The record is from the annotation of a GenBank genome assembly. NCBI's taxonomy places the organism in Eukaryota, Viridiplantae, Streptophyta, Marchantiopsida, Marchantiales, Marchantiaceae.